AGCUUUGAACCUUUCUUUUUGAGAAUAAUCUACUUGUUUUAGCAUAGAGCCCGUUUGUUUUCUUUUAGAGACACAGUAUGUUUGUCCAUUUGAGUAAUUUUGGGGAGAUCAAUGCAUAUCUUGAGCCGCAAAUGCCAUGAUGAUUGUGCAACGAAGCAGGUUGUUGUUGUUUAGAGUAUUACGUCACUUUGUGCCCCGGUCUACCCUCUCCUCUUCUUCCAAGAUGGCGAACGAAGCCGAACAAAAGAAUCUCAAACCCUUCCCGCAUUUCGGAACUUUGGCGAUCCAUGCUGGCCAAGAACCCGAACAGUGGAAUUCUAGGGCAGUUGUGCCGCCGAUUUCUAUGGCUACAACAUUUAAACAGGAUGACCCAGGAGUUCAUCGUGGAUUCGAAUACUCGCGGUCGGGGAACCCUACCAGGAACUGCUUUGAGGCUUGCGUGGCGGCUUUGGAGGGUGCCAAGCAUGGCUUGGCUACCUCUUCUGGUCUGUCAGCCACAAUGUUAUUGACUCACUUACUUAAGAGUGGGGAACACAUUGUUUGCGUGGAUGAUGUUUAUGGAGGUACCAAUAGGUACUUCUCAAAAGUGGCUGCUGCAAAUAUGGGAAUAGAAAUAUCAAUGGUGGAUGCAAGUGAUUUGAGUAAACUGAAAGCUGCCAUUAAACCUAAAACAAAG
Pocillopora damicornis (cauliflower coral) is the source of this 676-nucleotide messenger RNA. Its product is annotated as cystathionine gamma-lyase. Lineage: Eukaryota; Metazoa; Cnidaria; Anthozoa; Scleractinia; Pocilloporidae. Gene Ontology annotation, biological process: transsulfuration. Gene Ontology annotation, molecular function: cystathionine gamma-lyase activity; pyridoxal phosphate binding. The record is from RefSeq and is a predicted model, not a curated record. Gene Ontology annotation, cellular component: cytoplasm.